AUGAACACUACUCGCCCAGUGAGCACUACUCCCCCAGUGAGCACUACUCGCCCAGUCAGCACUACUCACCCAGUCAGCACUAUUCGCCCAGUGAACACUAUUCACCCAGUCAGCACUACUCACCCAGUCAGCAUUACUCCCCCAGUGAACACUACUCACCCAGUGAAUACUGCUCACCAAAUGAACACUACUCACCCAGUGAACACUACUCGCCCAGUGAGCACUACUAGCCCAGUCAACACUACUCACCCAUUGAACACUACUUGCCCAGUGAACACUACUCACCCAAUGAACACUACUCACCCAGUGAACACUACUCACCCAAUUAGCACUACUCGCCCAGUGAACACUACUCACCAAAUGAACACUACUCGUCCAGUGAACACUACUCACCCACCAAUUAGCACUACUCACCCAAUGAACACUACUCACCCAGUGAACACUACUCGCCCAGUGAGCACUACUCACCCAGUGAACACUACUCACCCAAACACUACUACUCACUCAGUGAACACUACUCACCCAGUGAACACUACUCACCCACCAUUGAACACUACUCACUCAAUGAACACUACUCACCCAGUGAACACUACUCACCUAGUGAACACUACUCGCCCAGUGAACACUACUCGCCCAAACACUACUACUCACUCAGUGAACACUACUCACCCAGUGAACACUACUCACCCACCAUUGAACACUACUCGCCCAAUGAACACUACUCACCCAGUGAACACUACUCGCCCAGUGAACACUACUCACCCAGUGAACACUACUCACCCAGUGAACACUACUCACCCAAUGAACACUACUCGCCCAGUGAACACUACUCACCCAGUGAACACUACUCACCCAAUUAGCACUACUCACCCAGUGAACACUACUCACCCAGUGAACACUACUCACCCAAUUAGCACUACUCACCUAGUGAACACUACUCAGCCAAUUAGCACUACUCAGCCAAUGAACACUACUCACCCAGUGAACACUACUCACCCAGUGAACACUACUCGCCCAGUGAACACUACUCACCCAGUGAACACUACUCACCCAGUGAGCACUACUCACCUAGUGAACACUACUCACCCAAUGAAAUAA
Messenger RNA from Mya arenaria, 1098 nucleotides. RefSeq lists its product as uncharacterized. The record is from RefSeq and is a predicted model, not a curated record. Bases 1 to 1098 code for a protein of 365 amino acids. The transcript has 5 exons. Lineage: Eukaryota; Metazoa; Mollusca; Bivalvia; Myida; Myidae.